Messenger RNA from Nakaseomyces glabratus, 4071 nucleotides. It is a transcript of the gene SNT1, whose product is annotated as Snt1p. Gene Ontology annotation, biological process: regulation of transcription by RNA polymerase II. Lineage: Eukaryota; Fungi; Ascomycota; Saccharomycetes; Saccharomycetales; Saccharomycetaceae. The record is from RefSeq and is a predicted model, not a curated record. Gene Ontology annotation, cellular component: Set3 complex; chromatin.
AUGGGCUAUCCACCUUCUGCCCGGCGAAUGGGUGAUAGUAAAAGGUAUUAUUACUCCAAUAAUCCAAAUAGGCGACAUUCCUCCCAAAUGGCUUAUCCGAAGAAGCCAUACCAGGGGGGGCAACCUUCUAGAGAAAACCCGUAUUCCCACGAAAGUAAUACACAUGGAUCAAUGAUUGAUAGAACAGGAACUCCAACUAUGCCAAGUGGACAUAAUGCUAAUACUUCCUCACCAUCAACACCGACUCAGAGUCAAAAUCAAACUCAAAGUGCACAUCAAAACGAUGUACCGAGAACGUCAAGAUAUGAUCCCUCUCCCAUCCAAAGAUCAUCUUCGGCCCCUCAUAGACCCACAGGCUUGGUAUCAAGAAAAUCAACCAGCCGUUACAACUCCAGCAUAGAUUAUCCUAGUGCGACAAGCCCGCAUAAGAGCGAGAUUGCUGAUAUCCCAAGAUCCCGAUAUUCUGGAAGCUCUCUGAGCAGAUACAACUCUCACACAAAUCCUGCGCCAACUGUUGCACAGUCAAUCAAAAACGGAGUAAGCAGUCCUGCAAGUAAUAACAAACCAUUAUUGAUGAACAAAUCCCCUAGAACUAGCGAAUCAAGUGUUUUUGGUAAUGAGUAUUCAAUGUCAAGUUAUAGGUCGCCAAAUUCAAAUAAUCCUUCUAGUAAUACCUCAUAUUUUACUAGAGCUAAUAAAUGGAGAAUGGGCUCAAAUCCAGAUUUGAAAAACGAACAUGAACAUCCAUCUAUGAACAGACAACCUUUAACAGCACCUAGUAAUCCAUCAACAAGAAAUAAAUUUUGGAAGCAUUCUACACCAAAAUACCCAUCAACUGUAUCACCUCAAACCAAAUUCAGUGAAUCAUUUCAUAGCCAAAGACACGAUAGCAAUUCAUCGAUCAACAUGAAUUAUGACAAGCAUCGCCCAAGUUUUAGCGAGUAUCAAGAAAAUGAAAAGAAAUGGGGUGGUAAAUCUGCAAAUAGCCAACAUGAGGAACACGAGAAAGAUGACGAGACGAGAUCACCUUUAGGAUCUCCAAACCCUCAUUCCCUUGGUUCUAGUUUGAUUAACUCUGUAUCACAAACAACCAGAGAAACAGAGGCGCAAUUGUUGAAAGAUUUAAGAGAAAAAGAAGGCCGUGUAAAAAAAGUUCGCUCUACAUCAAUAAAUAAACCAUCCCAAAACAUUCUACAUAAAGCAGUUGCCACCAAUAAUGGUGAAAGUACGUUGUGGACCUCUGUGGAUAAAAACGAAAACUCAAUGAAGGACAAUAUUAUGGAAGACACAGGUAUACCCGACGUUGCGAAUAGAGAAACAACGAUUAAUGAGUUUGAUGACCCUGACGGCGACGACGAUGAUAAUAAUGAUACAAAUGACAUCCAGGAUGAAGACGAUGAAGGAGAAGCAGAUGAAGAUGACAGACUUGCCGAUAUUAGCAACACUGUUUUUACUGAAAUGAGACCUUCAGAUAUGCUUGAUUAUGAGUAUAUUUAUGAUCCUACUGAACUACAAACGAACUUCUCAAAUAUUAAGAUUAAGAAUGAGCCUGAUCAUUACACAAUACCUUUGAAACCAAUCAACGAGUAUAUUUUUCCAAUGAAUAGAGUUGAAACAAAAUUAUGGCAGUUAAAAAAUAAGAGUAGAGAGGAGAUUGUCAAGAAACAAAAAUACUUACUGAAGAAACCUCUGAGAGAGUUUAAAGCUUAUCCAUUCUGGAAGAGAAACCUUUUAGUUCAUGAACAAGCAAUCCGAGGAGAACUUGCUAACACGAUAGGUGAACUAGUGCAACUAAACAGGUACAAAGAACUGAUGAUGAAGAAAAUGUGCUUUCAGACAUUACAAGAUUGGAAGGAUAAAUGUGGACAGAUGUCAAAAAUUAGCGAAUCACUGAGAAGUAAGGAAAUUGAAUAUCAAGAGAAGCUGGAGAGGGAAAAUCAAGAAAGAGAGGAGCAAGAAAAGAUAGCUGAAGAGAAAAGACGCCAUAAUAAUAGUUCCAGGCGUAGAAAUAGAGCAGAUUUUGUCGAUGAUGCAGAAAUGGAAACUGUACUUCUGCAAAUUGAUCCUGACUACAAAUUUCAUCAAGCAGCAGCUGUAAUUCCUAAAAUGAUAACAGAUCCACUUAAAAGAAGUAGCUACAAGUUUUGUGAUCUCAAUAAUUUAGAGACAGAUAAGGAUAAAUGGGCAUCAAGGGUAUUAUUAGAUGGUAUUGAUAACUUUACACCAAAUGAACACGAACUUUUUGUUGAAGGAUACUUAAUGAACCCAAAGAAGUUUAGUAGAAUAUCAAAUUUUAUGGGAGGGCUAAGAACUCCUGAGGAAUGUGUACUCCAUUAUUAUAGAACAAAGAGAACAGUUGAUUACAAAUCCCUAGUGAAUGAAAGAAACAAGAAGAGGAAGGGUAUAACAUCCAAAAAGAAGAAAAAGAAGGAACGUAGCAGUGAAGCAGAACUAGAGCUAGAUACAGAGCAAUCAACUGACGUGAAAGAAGUCACAACUGAACAUGCCGCGGAGGUUAGUAAUAUUGGUGAUAGCCAACAACAAAUCGAGAUAACAAAAACUGAUGAAACUGAUUAUGUGGAAGUAGGUGUAGUACGCGAACCCAUAGAGGAUGAUAACAUUGCUGUAGAUACAGAAGUUAUCAUCCCCACCGAAUCCAAACAUGAACCUGAGAACACUAAUGUUAAACCUGACCACCAUUCACCCGAACCGCCUGUGCAAGACUCAUUAGUAGAACCUGUACAGCCCACACAGGAGAUUUCUCAAGAAGUAGUACAUAAUGUGAAACCCUCAAAUGAUACUUAUGAAUCUAACCCACUGCAACAUAAUGAUGCUAUUACAGAACAUACUGGCGACUUCACAACAAUUUUGCCAAGACCAAGUCCAAAUAUGAGUCCAGUUGACCUUGGUUUUGAAGACGGAGGUCUGAGAAAGAAACAAAAGCAGUCUCAUGACCAUCGGACGAGUUACUGGAGUGUUAAAGAGACACAAGCCUUUCCAGAUCUGCUGAAUGAAUUCGGUUCACAAUGGUCUCUAAUAUCCCAAAAGCUAGCCACUAAAUCAACAACAAUGGUCAGAAAUUACUACCAAAGGAAUGCUGCUCAAUUUGGAUGGAAGUCAAUUGUGGAAGAAGCCGAUGCUAAACGUAAUGCCAAAAGUUCUGGCUUGGUUCAACAAUCCCAAAUAUUGUUACCACCAGAACCACCUGUUUUUAACAUAGUUAAUGGAAUCCCUCCACAAACAAGACCUGCAAUGAAUUACUUCGGCACCCAAGUUAAGUCAGAGACUGGCCAAUUAUACUCAGGCAUCACUGCCCAACCUUUCAAUGCUGAGAAUACCAAGGAUGCGUUCUCAACUGUCACAACUCCUACCAGCACGCUACCUCCACCCAGACUUCCAACAAUUCAAUUUCAAGGUAACACAGAGGGUCCUAUUGGCCAUAUAGCUCAAAUGUCUACAAAACCUAUCAAUGGAACUGCAGGUGGAACACCAGGGCAAGAUAUUAAAGCUGAGGAGUCCUCCAAUAUCAGUGCUAGAACAGAAGAUCACAGGCAUAAUUCGAUUAACAGCUUACUGAAUGCCUCUCCUGACAACAGACCUAAUAUAAUACCAAGACCUCAUGAUGAUUCACGUACAUCUACAACUAUUAGAUCAAGCUCUAUUUCCUCAUUACUGAACCCUGACAGUGGCCAACCCCCUCCAAAAGCUACAAUAAGCCAUAAAGCUGUAAGCAUAAGUCCUCCACCAAUCCAAAAAUUUGUUGGAAGUACAAUUAAUGGCACAGUUAGCACUAGUGUACCAACUCCUAGAAUAUUUUCAGAAGGGAACUUGAAACUUCAUCAAUUACCUCCAAUGACCACCACUGUUUCCCCUACUUUAUCUAAUGAUUCACCCACUAUAGGCCAGCAUCCACAACUAAUACGUAACGGUCAAGCUGUGGAUAGAAGUCUUCAAAAUAAUAGUUUACCACCAAUUAAUUUUGCCAAUGACCCAUUGGCAGCACUAGCUGCUAUUGCUUCAGCACCGGAAACAGUAUCCUCGUUCAUUUCAAAGGACAAAGAGCAACAAUAA